This is a messenger RNA of Symbiodinium pilosum, 726 nucleotides long. The record is from the annotation of a GenBank genome assembly. NCBI's taxonomy places the organism in Eukaryota, Dinophyceae, Suessiales, Symbiodiniaceae.
AUGUCGGCCAUCCAAAAGCUGGUGUGGCUGCUCGUUGUCGGCCUUGUGCAAGCCCUUCGUGAGAAGGCUGACUCGGUGAUUCAAAGUGGCAGUGGCGUCAUCAACAGCUUGGCCUCCACGCACGCGAAAGAGGUACACACAGAUGAAUGGGGCUUCAAGGCAAGAGCCUUGAAGAAGGAGGCAGAGAAGGGCGAUGCCCAGGCUGCCUAUGACUUGGGCGAGAUGUACGAGGAUGGUGAAGGCGCCAAGAAGGAUAACCGGGAGGCCAACCACUGGUAUCUCAUGGCUUUGCGGAAUGGCAAAAAGGAUGCAGAAGUGGCCUAUUACCGCACGUUGAAGAUUAUUUCCAAGGAGAGGGCUUCGAAAGGGGAUUGGACUGCCAUGUACGACUUGGGCGACAUCUAUGAGCAUGGGAAAGGUGGGCUCACAGAUCUCAAAGAAGCGGCCAAGUAUUAUCAGAUGGCCGCGGAGCAUGGCCAUGAAAGGGCGAACUACGCCCUGGGCCGGUUUUACGAAGAAGGGAAGGGCGGCCUAGAGAAGAGUUUCGACAAGGCUGAGAAGUACUACAAAGUUGCCGCCGAUAAGGGCAUGGCGGAUGCCAUGAACGCCCUAAGCCUUUUGUACGGAGAAGGCCGAAACGGUGUGCCGAAUGCUUACCAAGCAAUCGAGUACGCGAAAAAGGCCGCAAACAAGGGCCACCCCGAAGCCAAGGAACGGUUCUACGAG